This is a messenger RNA of Pestalotiopsis fici W106-1, 3018 nucleotides long. RefSeq lists its product as uncharacterized. Gene Ontology annotation, molecular function: methyltransferase activity. NCBI's taxonomy places the organism in Eukaryota, Fungi, Ascomycota, Sordariomycetes, Amphisphaeriales, Sporocadaceae. The transcript has 3 exons. The record is from RefSeq and is a predicted model, not a curated record. The coding region runs from base 1 to 3018 and encodes 1005 amino acids.
AUGGCGCCCGACGACACAAGUCGCGCGGGCAGCCGUGGCAAAGGUCGCCUCAAGCAGACAAGUGAGGAUAGUGACAUGGCAGACCACGGUGCUGCCUUUAUACGCUCUCUGACUCGAUCAUCGAGAAAGAGAAAGAUCGAAGACGUGACAGACGAUGAAUCCGGCUUUUCCAUAGAAGAUAUGGAGCCGAAUGUGGCGGUGGCAUCUCCUGCUCGCCACAACGGCUUGAACACCAAUCUUCGGGAAAUCUACAAUGCGGAAGAUGCCUUCCGAGACCUCAUGAGGCGGGCCCUCCUACCAGAGCCUGGUCAGGGCCCCCUGCCGAGUCUCCGAGACAUCGCCUUGGCUGGCGGCUUCCGACUCAAUGUGGGAACAAUGUGUUCCGGUACUGACGCGCCAAUCUUUGCUUUAAAGAUGCUACAGAAUGAGUUCUAUGCUAUGACGGGAAUGGAGCUCUUUCGCUACAAGCAACAGUAUGCCGUCGAGAUUGACCCUUACAAACAGGCGUACCUCCGAAGAAAUACCGAUGCAGAUGUCUUUCGGGACGUACGAGAUUUCGCUCAACCUAACAUUGGUGAGGCGAAACUUUUGACUGCGUUGGGCUCUCGGAAAAGCAUUUCUUACGACAAGUGGCAAAUGUUGAUUGUGGGCACAUCCUGUGUUUCGUUUUCGAACCUCAACAAUGCCAAGCAGAAAGAUUAUGGCGGUCCCGCCGCUGGUGAUUUCCACAGAUACCUGCAGAAGAUAUGGGAAACGAAAGAGGAUCCGGGACAGCAACCUCAUAAGCGCAAAAUCUCGACCCUUCUUGGCCAGAUUGUUCAAAAUCUCACCUUGAGCGAAUCCGACGCCACAUUCUUCCCAGUCCUGACUUUCAUUCAGAAUAACCAACCCGCAAUUGUCAUCUUCGAGAAUGUUUUGGACGCGCCAUGGGAGGACCUGGAGACUAUUUUCAUGCCGGCGGUUGGGUACAAGGCAGCAUUCAUGUCCUGCGAUACGAAAGAUUACUACAUGCCACAGACACGCCAGCGCAAAUACCUCGUUGCUUUUAGUAAUGAAGCCUUCGGCAGCAAUAUGACCGGAGAUAUGGCCAAGGAUGCAAUGUCAUACUUGAAGUAUUUCCAACGUCGAGCAUCGGUCGACGUUGAAAAGUUCCUUUAUCACAACACUGAUCCAGCAACUCAGGUCGACAUUCAACAGCUUGAGCACGAGAAAGCCAACAAGACAACUCGGGAAUCUUCGUGGCAAUUUUCUCAACAGAGGCACGAGAACGUGCGACAGACCGAGGGCCUGGGCCGCAGCCAUCCCUUCUCCGGUUUGAAACCAACUGGAGAGACAAGGUUUUACGACCGUGCCAAUCAAACGAUCAUGGCACGUCAGCCGGAUCGUGUAAAGGAUGUGGCAGAUAUUAGCCUCCUUCGAGGCUUGACCGCCUCGCCGUCGUACGAUUCGCGAUUUAAGGUGAAGAUCCAUGACUUCAGCCAGAACGUCGACAGAAACCUAGGAACAAAUCCUUUUGGAAUUUCUGGCUGUCUGACUCCUAGUGGUAUGGCGUUCAUCUCGAACCAGAGUCGUUUUGUGACUGGCAGAGAGUACCUGCAACUACAAGGCCUCCCGGUUCAAUCCCUCAGUCUCUCUCGAGAGACUACAGAUCAGCUCAAGAAUCUGGCUGGCAAUGCCAUGACUACUACAGUCGUUGGAGCAAUCUUUCUCUCGGCAAUCAUGGCCAUGCAUAAACAUAAUGGUCCGGCCAUGCGUCAUGGAUUUCCUCACAUAUCUGACCUGGAUGAGACUUUCAAAGGACCUCUUUCAUCGCUACCAAGAUUUCGUCUCGUCCCCACAGACCACGAACAAGAUCUCAGCUUUGAUCCCUCUGGUUACGUCAACGCCACUACGGGUGAGAUUCUCGCUUUGACCAAGCGCAUUCGCCCCUACUGCUUCUGUACAGGUACCGCAAUGUACAGCUCUGCAAUCCUCUGGAAGUGUCAGACGUGCGACACUAUACGCUGUGGCAAUUGCAAGGGAAACCCCAAGCAUGAUUACGCAAAGCUAGAUCUGGUGCCUGAGGCGUUUGGGCAAGAGGCUGCAAAACUGAUGCUGAUGAAGCACUUUCCGCAAGUUCUGUGCGGCAUGUUCCCAAGCAAUGUGGCUCGCGCGUGCCUCUCAAAGCUCCGGGGAUGCUGGUGCAAUGAAUCCGACCAUAUUGUUGUUACAAGUUUGCUGUGCAAUGCGGUGUUUUACUUCGAUGGAGUUCAUCUUUCGGAGACUGUCUCCAUUUGCUACGGCUCCCAGCCUGGAUUCAAGGUCAAGAUCAUGAUUGACGCGGAGAGCAUCACCUGGUAUCUGUUCAUCGACCCUCACUCAGAUGUUGCUGAGAUGCUCGCCCCCACACUUGUAGAAGCAUCCCGUCCUGAUCAAGCCUUUGAUCGCCAUUCCAGAGAGUACUUCCCAUCUCCAGAGCGAGUGCGCGACUUUCUUCUGCGUGGACGGCCGGUUUCGCGUGCUCAGAUCGCAGACGAAGAUCUUCCCAGCCUCCCUAUGCACCAGCAGUGGCUGCCUUGGAACUUUUUCCAGCCAUCUCGUAUGGUCAAUGGAUCCCAAGUGUAUAACCAGAGGGUACUGGUGACGAAAGAAGAGAAGUCCCUCACCAUCGACCGCCUUCCAGAAGAGGACGAGGAUCAGUGCGUCACCGACCGCCUUGCUGAAGGUAUCUGUGAAUCUCUCUAUGGAACCUGGGAACAGAAGCCCAACUGCGAUGUUGCCGAGAACAGCCUCUAUGUUCAGCACCAGAAUAAUGGCGAGGAUUUGUUUCUCUUCAAGGACCCGUCAAGGAUUGGGCCCGCAGAGCUUGACGCCUUUGUCCUCUCCAAGAAUCCCCGUCUCAUGCAAUGGCAUGAACAUCGUGAGGUCUUGUUGUCCUUCGUUCCCAUGGCUGAACCAUCCAGACAGAUCCACAAACUCCCACGGGGAACUUACGUGAUGCUAAUCACCAUGGACGGUUUCUGGCAAUCUGAUACCUAG